CGUGCCAUCGUGCUCGACCCCGGUGGCUGCUCCAGUGGCUGAGAAGACGCGGACCAAAGCACACGUAAUGACUUCCUUACGAAAGUUCGACAUGAGAAUCCUCUCGCCAGAACGCUGACGUCUACUUAAACAUAAGGGCGAGAGCCCCGGGCCGGAGCGGCGCAACGGCGAGUGCGAGCCGUCAGAGAUGCCGGCUUCGGACGCGCCGCCCGCGCCCACCGCGCCACCGCCCGACCCGCCUGCUACCACCAACAACCAGUCCCAGAAGACCCGUUCACUAGUGGUGUCCCUGACUCCGCCCCGGGAGCGCGAGACCUGGGCCAAGAAGGCGGAGUUCCUGCUGGCUGUGGUGGGCUUCGCGGUGGACCUGGGCAAUGUCUGGCGGUUCCCCUACAUCUGCUACCAAAAUGGCGGCGGUGCGUUCCUCAUCCCCUACUGUGUGAUGUUACUGUUCGGCGGGAUGCCGCUGUUCUUCAUGGAGCUGGCGCUGGGCCAGUACCACCGCUGCGGCUGUCUCACGCUGUGGAAGAGGAUCUGUCCCGCGCUGAAGGGUGUCGGCUACGCAAUCUGCAUGAUCGACAUCUACAUGGGCAUGUACUACAACACGAUCAUCGGCUGGGCGGUGUACUACCUGGUGGCCUCCAUCUCCUCCAUCAACUCCGUGCUGCCCUGGACCAGCUGCAACAACGAGUGGAACACGCCGCUCUGCACACCUGUCACUGCCCCACAAAUCAAUCCUAAUUCUUCCACGCCUGCUAAGGAGUUCUUUGAACGCAACGUGCUGGAGCAACAUAAGUCCAAUGGCCUGGACUACAUGGGUCCCAUCAAGCCGUCGCUGGCGCUCUGCGUGUUCGGGGUCUUCGUCCUCGUGUACUUCUCUUUGUGGAAGGGAGUCAGGAGUGCUGGCAAGGUGGUAUGGGUGACUGCUCUGGCUCCGUAUGCUGUGCUGCUCAUCCUGCUAGCACGAGGAGUGACGCUGCCUGGAGCCACGGAGGGCAUCCGAUAUUAUCUCACACCGGAGUGGCAUAAGCUGCAGAAUUCCAAGGUGUGGAUAGACGCGGCCUCCCAAAUCUUCUUCUCGCUGGGUCCUGGGUUCGGCACCCUGCUGGCGCUGUCCAGCUACAACAAGUUCAACAACAACUGCUACCGAGAUGCCCUCAUCACCUCCUCCAUCAACUGUCUCACCAGCUUCCUCGCUGGCUUCGUCAUUUUCUCCGUUUUGGGCUACAUGGCGCACGUCCAGAAUAAAAGCAUCGAGGAGGUAGGUCUAGAAGGGCCGGGACUGGUGUUCAUCGUGUAUCCCGAAGCCAUCGCGACCAUGACCGGCUCCGUCUUCUGGGCCAUCAUAUUCUUCCUGAUGCUUAUCACACUUGGAUUGGACAGCACCUUUGGAGGUCUGGAAGCUGUAACUACAGCUCUGUGCGACGAGUACCCGCGUGUGUUGGGCCGACAUCGUGAAGCAUUCGUAGCUGUACUUCUGCUGUUCAUCUACAUCUGUGCUCUGCCUACUACCACUUAUGGAGGAGUGUACCUGGUGGAUCUCCUGAAUGUGUACGGUCCAGGGCUGGCCAUUCUAUUCGUGGUGUUCGCGGAAGCAGCUGGAGUCUGCUGGGUGUACGGAGUGGACCGGUUCUCUGAGGACGUGAGGACCAUGCUCGGACACACGCCUGGCUGGUUCUGGAGGGCCUGCUGGUCUUAUAUCAGCCCAGUAUUCCUGCUGGUGCUGUUCAUCGUCUCCGUGCUGGCCCACGAGGAGAUGCUGGGCGGGGAGUACGCGUACCCCCCCUGGUCCAUCACCGUCGGCUGGGUGAUGACCGGCACCACCGUCUCCUGCAUCCCUCUCUACAUUCUAUACAAGUUUGCCAUCACGCCUGGUGGCUUCAUGCACCGUAUCAAAAUGAUAAAACGUCCCGAAGUGGUGUCGAUACCGCCAUCAGACUCCACUCUCUGCAGCCUGUGACCUAACCACACCUACAGCUCAGCACCUUCGCGCACCAAGCCUGCGAUAGAGUGGCUCGUCUAGGUCUUACCUAGACUAGUCUAGAUUAACUAUGUCUGCAAAACUGACUACACUGCAAUUAAAAGUACAGACGCCAGCAAAUCAACCUAUCCUUAUCUGUUAUUAGAUUUUCAACUUACUUGUUUUGGUAUUAUAGUGGAAAAUCCAAUGAAAAUGUCAUACAGAUUUGAGUAGCUUGAUGUGGUUGGUGUCUGUACCUUUGAUAGUAUAGCAGGGCUUUUCAAUUUCGCAGACAUUUUUUCAUUGAAAGAAACUCCGGUAUGUUAUAAUAAGUAUUUAUUAAUGAAUAUUUAUUAUGUAAUCGAUCGAUGUCGUAGCGUUUUAUUUAGAAGUUAAGCAUAAUCUGCUUGUGGUAUAUUGUAAGGAUUUUUAACAAUGUUAAAUGCGUAUUAUAAGUAGUCAUUUUACCUAUUUUAGAAAAGAAAAAUACAUGUUAGCAAUGGCAUUAUACUCGUAUGUUUGAUAUAAAAAAUCCUGCUUGGAAAAACUUGCAUUUUUUAGAAUAAAUAUUUAUUGUAUUGUAUAACUCUAUACCGAUUAGUGUUAUUGUCGUGUUUUAAUAUAUACAACGAAUAUUUCUAGUAUAUUAUAUAAAGGACUAGUUUUAAUACAUACGUAUAUUUAUGGUAGGUAAUAUAUCUUAUAAUGUAUAUCAAAAAGUGUUGCUGGACAGACUAUAAAAAAACCAUUUGCGGGAUUGUAAAAUAUUGAUAUUACCAUCUGGGAUUUUGCGAAUUUUAAUAAAAAAAAGACAUGCUUACAGAUGGUAAUACUUAUUUAACUUCUUUGUGAAUACUUGUAUUAAUUUUAAAAUAUGUUUUUAAAUAGCUCUAAGCAAACCCCUUUUGUAAAUAGGCUUUAACUUAGAUAUACUUAAUAUAUUUAUUUCUGUAUUCUUGGGCAAUGAGUGCAGAAAUAAUGUAUAUUCUCUAUAUAUUAUAUUCCUGUUAUAUAUAAUCUAUAUAAACACGUGUAUAUAAAUAUUAGCAAUGAGAAAUGAAGUUUAUGGGAACAUAUGCAUAGGUUUUGAAUCUAGUAAUUGUUUGUGAAACAUACAAAUAUAAUAUACUUGUUCAUCCUGUAGGAAUUAUAACAUAAUAUUGUAGAUAUGUUUACAUGUUACAGUGAUGAGAUUUCCACUGAUAUUCCAUACAUCUUCAUGUUGUCUGCUUGUAGAAUUAAAUAAAAUUGUAGGCGAUAUUUUAAACAUUGUAAUUUUAUAUAAAUUGUGUAUUAGAACAAGAAGGAUGUUGCAAUGUAGGUGUGUAUAUUUAAAACAUUUUCGAGAGAUUUCGGUGACGGCGUUCCAUUUUUCAUAGCUUAGUAAAUAUAAUAUAAAGUAAAUACCCAUUAUAUACUGUUACGGGUACAUACAUGUAAUCGCCAACUAGAGUUGUUCAAACAUUUUACUUCACAUAUAUAAACUUAUAGGUAAUUAUAUCUAAUAAUCAUCUAUACUAUCUUUGAAAGGUUCUUAAAUUCAGUAGUGGUCAAAAUUAGCUUAAAAAUCAUAAAGGAAUAUCGUAUAAAAUAAUCUCUUUCCCGUUUAUAUUAGCGUAUUAACGAGUAAAUGUUCGAAAUAAGUGUUUUUAUAAAAAAAUAUAUAUAUUUAAAAAGUAGUUCAUAUACCCACAGAGAUUUAAACUUUAGUAUACUUUAGUUCUGUUGUAUAUUAUGUUGAUUUAUAUGUUAUAUACUACAUUAUGUAUUCAGUAUCGUUGUGUAGCGCUGUGUGUAGAGAUGUAACCGUUGUAUUUAUGUGUUAGAAUAAACGACAGAUGUUCAGCAUGCGCCUGUACCAGCCAUUACAGGUUCAUCUGGACAUUUGUUUUACGAAUAAA
Molecule: messenger RNA, 3861 nt
Organism: Spodoptera frugiperda (fall armyworm)
Lineage: Eukaryota; Metazoa; Arthropoda; Insecta; Lepidoptera; Noctuidae
Gene: Sert
Product: sodium-dependent serotonin transporter
Exons: 13
Coding region: 188-1960 (590 amino acids)
Biological process (GO): serotonin uptake; sodium ion transmembrane transport
Cellular component (GO): neuron projection; membrane
Molecular function (GO): serotonin binding; serotonin:sodium:chloride symporter activity
Source: RefSeq, a predicted model, not a curated record